AUGGACGUCUUGUUCGACCGCUGCAUGAAUUUCAUCGAAGAAGAAGAGAUCAUCCAAGAGACAGGAGGCCAGACGCGUUACCAGAUCCUGCGCGAGCGCAAGGCCUCCCGCACCACCACCAGCGGGUGGCGCAAGGAGCCGGUGACCUUCGCACUCGCAGGCUUCGAGAACGUCGGCUGCUACCGCAGGCUGCUGGACGGCGUCGACCCUGUCCUUCCUCAGCAGCUCGCCGCCGCCCCCGCCGUGAACUCCCUGACGCUUCGGGCCUCUUGGCCACCCGGGCAUUGCGCCGCCACCGGCUUCAUAGCGACUCUCACGAGAACCUCCUCGCGCUCUGCCUGGGCAGCUGCUACCGCGAUGACUGGCGCCACCUGCCAGGGUGUUACCUGGUGCUCAACACCCGCGCCAAGUCGGUCGCCGUCGUCCCGCCGCUGCCCGCCGCCGUCAGGGUCGACAGCUCGCACUGCUACCCCAUCGGACGAGUACUGCUUCAAUUUGAAUGCUGGGAUGGUGUUCGCCAUCUCAAGCACCUCCCUUUGCUGGGUAGACCUGUGGGCAGGGAUCUUGGUCUGCAACAACAUCAGCAGCAGCAGCACGGACGCCGCCGCCGCCGCCGCCGACGGCUUGGUGUUUAGAUUCAUCCCGUUGCCCGAGGGAUGUGCAUGUGCUCCUGCAUCUUUUGGCGCGACGGAGUACCGUUCCGUGUGCUGCGUGGACUCCGAGACCAUCAAACUCUUGUGCAUGGACGACGGCGGCGAGGAGGUCACGGUGGCGCUCACGACAUGGACUCUCAAGUUCCCGAUGACAGCAGAUAGCUGGAGGUGGGAGAAGGACGAGGACGCGUCGUGCUCCUCCCUGUGCGUCGCCGACCUCCUGGACGACGCUAUCCCGGUGGGCGGCGGCGGCGGCGGCAACAAGCGCAGGCUGCUGCGGCGGGUCGUGCGCUGGCCCGUCGUUAGCAGGGCGCGACCUGGCGUGGCGCACGUCUGCGUACAUGACUUGGAGUUCAAGCGCAAGGAGAAGGAGUGGGCAGCCACGGGGUGCUACGAGGUCAGCCUCGACGUGCCUCGUCGCAGGGUCGCGUCUGUGUUCACGUUUCCUGCAGGAUCGUCGUCUCCUGGGCAUAUGGUGAUGCCACUUUGA
Messenger RNA from Miscanthus lutarioriparius, 1143 nucleotides. NCBI's taxonomy places the organism in Eukaryota, Viridiplantae, Streptophyta, Magnoliopsida, Poales, Poaceae. The record is from the annotation of a GenBank genome assembly.